AUGACGGAAGGAGGAAAUGAAUCGCUGCAUGAAGCGGUGGUUAAUAUAUCAGGGAUGACUUGCUCUGCGUGUGUUCAAGCUAUCAUAACACAAUUGGAGAAGCUCGAUAUGGUAUCUAAUGCAAUAGUGUCGUUGUCUACAUGUGAGGGAAAAGUUGAAUAUAUGGCUGAUCAACCUCAGGGUUCAGUAAUUAAAGAAGAGAUAGAGGAUUGUGGGUUCGAUUGUGUGGUACUGAAGGAUACAUUAAUGACAACAGAUAUCACUGAGAAAAGAUGUACAUUGAGAAUUGGCGGUAUGACUUGUUCGGCAUGUGUAAAUGCUAUUAAAUCAGAACUGACUAAGUUGUCAGGUAUCUUAAACGUAGAUUUGUCUCUAUUGACUGAAGAAUGUGUGAUUAUGUAUGAUACAACUGUGGUAACAGAAGAUGAAAUUAAAGAGUGUAUUGAAGAUUGUGGAUUUGAUGCAACACUAAUAGAAAUGGAAGAUUGUAAGACACAGAUUGUAAAGACGAAGUUUAAUGUAUUCGAUGAUGCAAAUACAAUUGCACAAAAAUUUGAUCAAUUAGUCACAUCACAGGAAUCUUUGAUUUCUGCCAUGGUAACAUCCCUAGAUAUAGAUUGUAAUUUGGUAACUAUUGAAUAUAAUCAAUCUUUGAUAGGUAUUCGAGACUUGAUAGAGUUAUGUGAACAAGAGACUGGUUAUGAUAUGAUUUUGGAUGCUUCAUAUGAUAAAUCCGCUCAACUGAGUAUGUUACAAAGAACACAAGAGAUCUCUAUGUGGAAAGUACGUUGUAUGAAAUCGUGUGUGAUAGCGGUGAUAUCAAUGACAAUGUAUAUGGGGGUUCCAAUGCUUUAUCAUAAAUUGGUGAUGAAUCGCACAUUCCCUUACAAUGAAGUUCAAGGAAUUACUGGUUUAUACUAUAGAGAUGUUCUAGGAUUGAUCAUGGCCUCGUAUGUUUUGUUUCGUAUUGGAGUGUAUUUCUAUAUUUCAUGUUGGAAAUCAUUAAUGCAUGGUACAGGAACAAUGGAUACAUUGAUAACUAUCUCUACAUUGAGUGCAUAUUUGUUCUCAUUAGGGUCAAUUAUAUAUAACAUCGUUUGGAAAAUUGAGAAAUUACCUAGUGUGGUAUUUGAUACAGCCAUCAUGUUGAUUGCAUUUAUCUCUAUAGGUAAAUUAUUGGAGAAUAGAGCAAAGUCUCAAACUUCGACAGCGUUGUCUCAUUUAAUUGAAUUGUCACCAAACACUUGUACAUUGGUAAUGUCAGAAGAAAACACUAAAGAAAUACCGUUGGAAUUGUUACAAUUGGGAGAUAUAAUUGAAGUGAAACCAGGGAUGAAGAUACCAACAGAUGGUUCAAUUGUAAAAGGUGAAACUGAAAUAGAUGAGUCAUUAAUGACAGGUGAGUCCAACUUGAUACAUAAGAAACAAGGAUCUUUUGUCAUUGGUGGUACAAUAAAUGGACCUGGACAUUUUUAUUUUAAGGUAACUUCUGUGGGUUCUGAUACUAAAUUGUCUCAAAUAAUUUCCACUAUUAAGAAUGCUCAAUUAACUAAGACACCUAUACAGAAAUAUGCAGAUAAAUUAUGUUCAAUUUUUGUUCCAGUGAUCUUGUGUCUAGCAGUAAUUACAUUUAUCACAUGGUAUAUCAUAUCAAGAUCAUCAAUAGCAAACAAUUUCCAAACUUUCACUACUGGGGAAGGCAGUAAUAUGUUUAAAUGCCUACGGAUUGCUACCUCUGUGGUUAUCGUUGCAUGUCCUUGUGCAUUGGGCCUAGCCACUCCUACGGCUAUUAUGGUUGGUACUGGACUUGGUGCUCAAAAUGGUGUUCUUAUAAAGAAUGGGGACGCCAUAGAGAAAUGUAAAAAUAUCAAAGGGUUUGUGUUUGAUAAAACAGGAACAUUGACAACAGGUAUGAUGACAGUAGAGAAUUUCAACCAAAUAAACCAACCGGAUGAUUUGAAACCUGAAGAAUUGUGGACUUUGAUUAAGCUUUGUGAGACAAAGAGUGAACAUCCUGUGGCUAGAACAAUUGUCAACUAUGCAUCUCAGUUACUCUCUAAGUGUGACAACGAAUUUAUUAGCAAUGAUUGUAAUAUAGUGAUGGGACAAGGGUUACAAUGUGAUUUCACUCAUCUAUUAACGAAUAAGAAAUAUAAACUUUGCAUAGGUUCUGGUUUAGAUCUAUUCUCUGCAUCCAUACAAAACGAGAUUGAUAAAUUUUCACAAUCACCAUUAGGAAGUGAAAUUAAUACUACAGGUUAUACGGUUGCGUAUGUGUCUAUUAAUGACAUCCUUGUAGGGAAGUUUGAGAUUGUGGAUAGAUUAAGAGAUGAUACAUAUAUCACCAUACAAUACCUCAAAUCUAAGGGUUACGAAGUCUAUAUCGUUACAGGCGAUAAUCAUUUUGCCGCGAAUAAGAUUGCUAGUACACUAGACAUAGACACAAACAAUGUAUUCAGUAAUGUUCCUCCUAAUGGGAAAUGUGAUGUAGUGAAACAAUUGCAAGAUAAAAGUGGAUCAGGUGCCAUAAUCUUUGUCGGGGAUGGUAUUAAUGAUUCACCAGCAUUAGUGACAAGUGACCUAGGGAUAGCUAUUUCUACAGGGACAGAAAUUGCUAUUGAUGCAGCCGACAUUGUAAUUUUAGCAGAUGGUUCCAAUUCUGAACAUCCUUCAACAAAUGCAAGUUUGAAAAGAUUGAUUUAUGCAGUAGAUAUAUCUCAAAAAACAUAUCAAAGAAUUAAAUUAAAUCUAUUUUGGGCACUUUCAUAUAACACAUUUAUGGUUCCAAUUGCUAUGGGAGUUCUUGUCCCUUGGGGGAUUACAUUACCUCCCAUGAUCGCUGGGAUGGCAAUGGCUCUAAGUUCCGUAAGUGUUGUUCUAAGCUCAUUACAACUGAAAUGUUGGUCUCCCCCUAUCUUAGAGACUAAUGAAAAUUAUACUGAAUACAAGCGGUCAAAUCUACUAUCAAAACUACGUGAUUUACUAUUCGUUUGGCAACCAAAUAGGUUAUAUCAACCUUUAGCUGAUGAUCUAGAGAUGAAUUCAAAUAUUGAAUGA
This is a messenger RNA of Maudiozyma barnettii, 3057 nucleotides long. It is a transcript of the gene CCC2, whose product is annotated as Cu(2+)-transporting P-type ATPase CCC2. Gene Ontology annotation, molecular function: P-type divalent copper transporter activity; ATP binding; copper ion binding. NCBI's taxonomy places the organism in Eukaryota, Fungi, Ascomycota, Saccharomycetes, Saccharomycetales, Saccharomycetaceae. Gene Ontology annotation, biological process: monoatomic cation transport; copper ion homeostasis. The record is from RefSeq and is a predicted model, not a curated record. Bases 1 to 3057 code for a protein of 1018 amino acids. The transcript has a single exon. Gene Ontology annotation, cellular component: membrane.